AUGGCCGACCUAGUGCAGGAGACGGCAAAGAUGAGCGUUGAUGCGCCGGGCGAGAAAGUCUACAUCGAUGAGCGUACCGGGAGUGAUAGUCAGGGCAGCGGCACAGAGGCACAGCCGUACGCGACUGCCUCUGCUGCCAUGCUCGCCAAAGGCGCCGACAUCCAACUCAUGACACGCAAGGACGAAGCUUCGCCUUUUGAACCGAUAUCUGGCGCUGGGCAGAAGAAGGCCAAGAAACUAUACGAGGUCGCUCAGAAAAAGCUGAAAAAGGCCGAGGGACAUGCCGCGCAGGACAAGGAACGUCAGGCGCAGGAGCAAAAGAAGCUCGACGAAAGCAAAAAGAUUGUAAUCCAGCCGCCUGCAGAUGCACAGCCUCCCAAAAAGAUCAAGAUACUUCAGGGGAUCGACAGCCGCGACAUGCGCGUUAAGGUGUGCGGCUGGGUGCAUCGUCUUCGUGUCCAAAAAGACCUCAUCUUCAUGGUGCUGCGCGACGGAACAGGCUAUCUGCAAUGUGUGCUACAGGGGCCCAUGACACAGACUUACGAUGCACUCACGCUUGCCCUUGAGAGCACUGUCGAGAUGUACGGUGUGAUCAAGGCGCUGCCGGAAGGCAAGACCGCGCCGGACAACCACGAACUUGUCGUAGACUAUUGGAAGAUGCUUGGUAAAGCGCCUGGCGGCGACGACGCCAUCACAAACAAGAUCUCGGAGAAUGCCGACCCUUCUAUCCUCGCAGACAACAGGCAUCUUGUGAUUCGCGGCGAGACGGCGUCAAACGUGCUCAAAGUGCGCUCCGCCAUGCUUUCUGCUUUCCGCACCGAGCUGCACUCGCUGGGAUUGACCGAAGUCACACCUCCGUGCAUGGUGCAGACCCAGGUAGAGGGCGGUGCGACCUUGUUUAAGUUUGAUUACUAUGGCGAGCAGGCGUUCCUUACCCAGAGCUCACAGCUUUACCUCGAGACGUGUCUUCCGAGUCUCGGCGACGCGUUUUGUAUCCAGGAGAGUUUCCGUGCAGAAAAGAGCCACACGCGCCGUCAUUUGAGCGAGUUUACGCACCUUGAGAGCGAGCUUGCUUUUAUCGACUUUGACGACUUGCUCACGCACAUUGAGCAAAUGAUUACCGGCACGGUCGAUCGCCUGCUUGCCGACCCAAAGAUGCGCACGGUGAUUAUGCAGCUCAACCCCGACUUUGUACCGCCCCAGCGGCCAUUCAUGCGGAUGGACUACAAAGACGCGAUCCAGUAUCUGAACGAGCACGACAUCCUGAACGAGGAAGGCAAGCCGCACGAGAUCGGAGACGAUAUCGCCGAGGCGGCCGAGCGUAAAAUGACCGACCAGCUUAACGUGCCGAUUUUGCUGCACGGAUUCCCGCGCGAAAUCAAAUCGUUUUACAUGAAGCGGGUCCCGGGCGACGAGCGCUUUACGGAGAGCGUCGAUGUGCUUAUGCCGGGCGUCGGCGAGAUCGUUGGUGGCAGUAUGAGGAUGUCGGAUCCAGACGAGCUUCUCGCGGCGUACAAGCAGGAAGGGAUUGAUCCAGCGCCGUACUACUGGUACACGGACCAGCGCAAGUACGGGACGUGCGAGCAUGGCGGAUACGGUCUUGGUGUAGAGCGCAUCCUGGCGUGGCUUACGCGGCGCUGGACUGUGCGCGAAGCCUCGCUGUACCCACGCUGGACAGGCCGCUGCAUUCCGUAG
This is a messenger RNA of Malassezia vespertilionis, 1695 nucleotides long. It is a transcript of the gene DED81, whose product is annotated as asparagine--tRNA ligase. Gene Ontology annotation, biological process: asparaginyl-tRNA aminoacylation. Bases 1 to 1695 code for a protein of 564 amino acids. The record is from RefSeq and is a predicted model, not a curated record. Gene Ontology annotation, cellular component: cytoplasm. The transcript has 2 exons. Gene Ontology annotation, molecular function: nucleic acid binding; asparagine-tRNA ligase activity; ATP binding. NCBI's taxonomy places the organism in Eukaryota, Fungi, Basidiomycota, Malasseziomycetes, Malasseziales, Malasseziaceae.